AUGGCGACGACGGACUGGCGACUAACUCCGCAGAACGUGGUCUCGACCGAUGGCGCCUGCGACGGCGUCAAGUGGCCCGCGCUCGUCUUCGGCUCAUACCAGGCCGCCAACGAGUGGCUCAUCGACGUCGAGCACCUCCGGCGGCUCAAGCCGACGACCGACGUCGAAGACCGCGUCGUCUUCUACUUUGGCCGGACGAGCCUGUCGCCCAACGACACUACACAGGUCGCGCUUCUGCCGGCCAAGACGCUCGACGCGACGCCGUGGUCGGCCGACGACGACUAUAGCAGCGAACCCAUGUACAGAAACGCUGUCGAGCUUGCGACACAGUUUGCCAACGCGCCAACCAAGCUCAAGGCGUGCGAGAUCGUCUUUAACUCGUCGCUGGACAAUGGCGUCGUGACCGACAGCCAAGGCCUCGUGUCGCCCGGCGUGCACAUCGCCGACGACGAGCGCGAGUGGGGACUCCUCUUCGAGUCGAUUUGGGAGAUUCUCGAGGCCGAUGGCUGGAGCCUCCUCACGUGCUCGGGCGACCUCGCCUACCUCAUGCCCGGCGUCUCGUUUCUCAACUUCACGCCCGGUGUCACCGUCCACACGUCCAAGAAGGCGGCCUUCAAGAAGGCGCUCGACGAGUACGCGUCGGCCGAAGCAUCCGAGUCGAGCGAGCGCGUCUGGAGCAUCAUCUGGGACUACAUGGAGACGCACAAGCAGUGGAAGUCGUUCAAGAUGCGCAACAACGACGUCAUGUACCACGUGCCCGGCAUCAACGUCAUGGACCUGGUCCCGAACGUCAACUUUUUUAUGAACAAAAAAGACGCGGUGCUCAAGUUUACGAGCGAGCGCAAGAGCCUCGUCAAGAAGCGCAAGUCGCCGGAUGGCGUCGAAGAUGCGCCCCUCGCCGCACCGUCGCCGCCACUCGUCGCGACCGCCGAGCCCGAGACAACCGUGGCGCCCACGACGACGACGACAACGACAACCACCACAACCUCGGCGCUCCAGCCCGUCGCACGGACCAAGAAGACAAAGAAGCGCGCUUUGAACGAGUCGAGCGACAAGGAGAACAGCGACGUCAACAGCCGGUCGUCGACCUCGCACCGCCGGCGCUUUGCCGACGCCGAGUUCCCAUUUGCGCGUCUUUACAGCGUCCUCAAGGAGUUUGGCUGGACGUACGUCGCAAGUACGUUUGGCUACAAGUACGUGGCGCCCGGACGGGACGCCAAGGGCGUCGAGGGCGUCGACCACUUUCCCAAUGAAGAAGCCGUCAUCGAGUUUCUCCAGGCCAAAGGGCAUCUCCACGCGAUCCAAGCGCACCUGCGCGGAGGCCCAAUGCCACAGCUGGAUUUCAACGGCUCCACCGUGGCCCAGCCGCUUGCGGACAAGCCCGUGCCGGCCAAGCCUGUCGAGCCCAAGCCUAUCGAGGUCAAGCCGGUCGAGGCCAAGCCCAAAGUGGUCAAGCCCACGAAGCAACGCCUCUCGUUCUCGGGCGUCGAAAACACACCAGUCGCACCGGACGCCAAGAAGAAGACCAAGUCAGUGGUCAUCUCGGCCGAGGACGACGACACGUCGCCCAUCAAGACGACGACGGUCGCCAAGAAGGCAGUUGGCAAGGCCAAGAAGUCAAAGGCAACGGACGGUGACGCUACCAAACCCAAGAAGGCGGCAGAGGCUGACGCUACCAAGCCCAAGAAGACGGGCCGCAAGGCAGCACUCACUAUCUCGACCAAGGCAGCGAGCAAGGCCAAGGAGGCUGUGGCGGUGUCGCCGCCUCGCCGGGCGACGGGCUUCAAGUGCAGUUUCGGGCUUGUGUACCGCGUGCUGCAGAGCCGAGGCUAUACGCACAAGACGGGUCCGAUGGGUUACUCGUACUUUAAGCCUGGCAAGACCGAAGCGAACGGCGAGCUCAACGUCGACUACUGGCACAAUGAAGUGGACCUCGAGCUCUUCCUCAAGCGCACGGGCGAGUGGGCACGCAUCUCGCGCAUCCUCGAGCGCUCCUACAACGGGUACUCGACGACCGAGAGCUCGCCAGAGGCCACCGGUGCGGCGUCCGAGGCGGGCACGCCGGCGCCCACGUCGCCCGUCCCGCGCUUCAACGUGCCGCUGUCAACCGCUGCGGCCGCGUCCGGGCUCUUCUCGCCCGACCGAAGCAACGACGCCGACGACGAAGACAUGAGCGUCGAGUCGUCGCCCGAAGCCAAGAAGACGGAAGUCAAGAAGCCGGUGCUUACACGCGCCAAGACGCAGCCCAAGGCGACCAAGAAGGCUGCCAAGUCGUCGGUGACGAUUCCUCCAUUCGAGAUGAAGUUUGGUCGGCUCUUUAGCCUCCUGCAGAAGCGCGGAUGGCGGUACAAGAACGGUCUUCUCGGGUACGAAUACGCCGAGUACAAGGACCGGAAGGAGCUGCGGUCGUUCCACUCGGAAGACGACCUCAUCGCGUACCUCAAGCAAUCCAAGCAAUAUGCCGGUCUCGAGAAAGAGCUCCAGAAGGAACACCGACGUCGGUACAUUUACGAGUCGUCGACCGAGGGCGGGUCGGCGUCGGAGGCGCUCGUGCUACCGUCCACGUCCGAGGACGAGACCGCGAACGGGACGUACUCGUUUGCCAACAUUUGGCCAGUCCUCAAGGCGCGCGGGUGGACCGAGCGCAAGCCCAACACGAUGGAAGACUCGGCGUACACGUACUGCAACCCGCGCGGAAAGGUCUACAACAAGUCGGGGGUCGUGACGUACGCCAAGCUCGUCAAGGUCCUCGACGACACCAAGGAGGACGACGAGAGCGACAACAGCGACUCGGACUCGUCCAGCGACGAUGACAGCGAGGUGAGUGACGUCGACAAGCAAGACGACGAGACGGAGGUCGUCAUCCACAAGACGCCGUCAACCAAGGCCAUUGUGUUCGACACGCAGACGGCACCUGUUGUCGUCGAUGUCGUCUCGUCGUCGAGCGAAGAGGAGACGACGCCGACAACGACGUCGACGUCGACGCUGACGUGGCAACCGCCGGCCGACGAGGCGACACAGGUGCUCUCGUCGCCGGUCUCGUCGCCGGCCAAGAGUGCAGCCUCGUCGCCGGUCUCGUCGCCAGCCAAGAGCGCGGCCUCGUCGCCGGCCAAGAGUGUGGCGUCGCCGGAGAAGGGCCCGUCGCUCCUUGAGCAAGAAGUCGCGCGCGUGCUCGAGAACCUCAGCCUCGCGCACCGCCCGGACGCGAUGCCGCACCGCGCCAAGCAGCAAAAGAUGCUCCAUGACUUUGUGCGCCGCUGCGUGCAUCAAAAACAGCGUGGCAGCGCGUACGUCUCGGGCACGCCGGGCACGGGCAAGACCGCGCUCCUCCGCCUCAUGCAAGAGCAAAUCGCCAAGGAGUGGUCGAGUGCGCACCAAGCCACGCCCCUCUCGGUCCUCAACCUCAACGCGAUGGCGCUCAGCGACAGCAACGGUGUCUUCACCACCAUCGCGCGCAAGGUGACGAAGCGGUCGUUUUCGUCGACGGCCGAUGCGAUCGCGGCGCUCGAGAUCGCGUUCCAGAGCACGACCACAACCACGUUGCUCAUCCUGGAUGAAAUCGACGUCUUGCUCAACGGCAAGGGCGAGAGCGACCUCUACCGUCUCUUUGAGUGGGCGCACCACCCGUCGUCGUCGCUCAUUUUCAUUGGCAUCGCCAACUCGAUCGACCUCACCAACAAGUACAUUCCGUACUUGCGCACACGGUCGUGCAUCCCGGUCGUCGUCAUGUUCCGGCCGUACGACUACGACGCGAUCCACAGCAUCCUCGAGGCGCGCAUCGUCCGCGACAGCCUCUUGCCCAAGGCGCUGUUUGAUCCCGUCGCACUCUCGUUCCUCUCGCGCAAGAUCGCGCAGCUCAACGGCGACAUUCGCACGGCCUUUGACAUUUGCCGGCGCGUCCUCAACCAAAAAGCCGAGAAGGAGAGCGGGACCAAGAGCUUUGCGGUCUCGCUCAUGGAGAUGUCGGCGACGCUCAAGCUCGUGGUCGACUUCCAGGGCUCCAAAGUGCUGCAGACGCUGCCGCGCAACACGCAGUUCAUUGUGUACGCGACCACCAAGAUGCAGCCGCGCGUCGCCAACGUCUUCUCGAUCCACGAGACGUACGACAAGUUUUGCGAGCUGAGUCGCAUGGCCGGCACGUCGGCGGCGGCGAUCAUGACGCUGCGCGAGUUUUACACGCAGCUCGAUACGCUCGCGUCGCAGAACCUCUUGACGCUCAACCAAAAGAAGGAGUCGUUCCGGCUCUUCAUGACCAAGGAAGAGAACGAAAAGAGCUUGGGCGUCGACCCGUACUUCAAGGCCCUCUUACGGCAGUCGUCCAUGUCCCCCUAGUCGUUCGUCUUGACUUUGACCGUAGUUGACCACCCACUUAUUUUAUCUUCCCGUAUCUUCAAGGUCCGCAUCAUCAUGUAUCAUCCUCC
Molecule: messenger RNA, 4421 nt
Organism: Saprolegnia parasitica CBS 223.65
Lineage: Eukaryota; Oomycota; Saprolegniomycetes; Saprolegniales; Saprolegniaceae
Exons: 2
Coding region: 1-4332 (1443 amino acids)
Biological process (GO): mitotic DNA replication checkpoint signaling
Cellular component (GO): nucleus
Molecular function (GO): ATP hydrolysis activity; DNA replication origin binding
Source: RefSeq, a predicted model, not a curated record